AUGAACGUCGAAAUCCCCGGCUUCUAUUAUGAUCCAGAAAAGAAGAAGUACUUCAAGAUUCAGGCCAACCAUGUCGCGCCACAAGGUGCUCAGUACUCCAAAGAGACCGUCAAGCGCAAACGCAAUGAGCAACAGGAGCAACUGAAGCGGGCUCGAAUCGAUCAGCGAUUGAAUCGCGAGACGGUUCGUAAGCCGAGCUUUCUUCAUCACCCACUCAUGGCGGUUGAUCGGGAGCUCGGCUCCCGUUCUUUAUCGUCAGCUAUGAUGCAAGAACGACAAGCUCGUGUCUAUGUGAGUCAGUUGAAACGGAGAAAAUUGCACGCAUUCGAGCCCUGGCCGGGCCCUUUCAAUAUCCGGCAUGUGUUGAGGAAUCCCCGUUCGGGCGCGUUGAUUACUAGUAUCUGGUCUUCAUGGAAGCCAAUCUUCUGUCUCAAUCUGCUUUCCAGAUCACGAUGGAGACAAGUGGACGUAUCAUCAGACCAUGGAACGGAUCCUCUUGAGGGAAAGCUACAGGGUAAACCGAUACUCGAUGAACCACAGUGGCUGAGCCCCGAGACUGAAUAUAUUCAAACAGAUAUCUUCAAUCUCCCUCAGCCAUACCGAGCGACUAUGGACAGUGGACCCGAAGGAGACUCAUUCUUAGCUCCGCGACUACUUCCGAACCCCGAUGAAGGUGGUGACUAUCGUUGGCCCUCUGAAUUUCUCCAUCCACUGAAAAUACACACCACACAGACUCUCUGGUGCUCAGCCGCAUGUCCAGUCGGCGAAAAGGCCCUUUUCGCCAUUGGUACAUCCCACGGGUUGCAUACCCUUGAAGGCUUGACCAGCAUGUGGACCGUCUCACAAAAAUCCUUCUCCAGGGAAAGAAGUAGUGAUGCGCGAGGCUUCCGUCGACACGGCAAUGCUUCCCACGAUAGCGUGCAAGCUGUCGAAUGGCUCUCUUCAGAUGUGAUCGCGUCAGGGUUGCGUAACUCGAAUCUUUAUCUCUACGACAUUCGCAAUGGUGGAAGUGCUUUGCGACUGCAGCAUUCGCAGUCAGUCACCAAAAUCCGAAGAGUCGAUCCGUGGCGAAUCGUGGUUGGAGGUUACAAUACGGUGGAAAUGUAUGACUUGCGAUUUGUCGCAAAAGGCCUCCAGCUCAAGCCCAAGCCCAUGUCCGGCUCCCAUGUCCCCAGCCGCCCAUAUCUUUCCUUCCAAGAUUUCACUCCGGAAGAGAUUCCAGAUAUGGACGUGAGCGCCGAGUUGGGGCUUUUAGCUUGCGCAUCGCAUGACAGAAAAGUGCACCUGUUCUCUCUUCAAACAGGAGAGUCGGUGAAAUCAUCGCUCUCAAACUUUCAAUACAAGCGGCCCAUCACAAGUAUGUGCUUUGAAACGACCGAGGAGCCGAUGAAUCUACACGGACCCCAGACACCUAGCUUGUUGGUGUGCUCACAGGGCUCGGUCGACCAGUGGAUAUGGUGA
Molecule: messenger RNA, 1461 nt
Organism: Penicillium oxalicum
Lineage: Eukaryota; Fungi; Ascomycota; Eurotiomycetes; Eurotiales; Aspergillaceae
Exons: 9
Coding region: 1-1461 (486 amino acids)
Cellular component (GO): Cul4-RING E3 ubiquitin ligase complex
Molecular function (GO): protein binding
Source: RefSeq, a predicted model, not a curated record